CGUAGACGGCUUCCAGCUGCAUAGUCGGACCGCUAUGGCGGCUUCACUGCCCGCAACUUCGCUACCAGUCGCAGCAGGCCUCGACGAACUUCAACAUCGUGCAAGUAACAGUGAUUUGGGUUCCGCUUGGGAUAUCAUCCGCGAGACGCCUGUCCCAACAGUUGUGCUAACGCCCUCGCUCUUUGUUCACGAGGUCUCACAGAGCUUCUGUCAGGUCUCUGGUCUACACCGUGAACGGCUUCUCAAUAAUUGUCAUUUGGAUGUCAUAUGUGGCAAGUCGCUUCUUCCGUCGUUCGUUUCGGUAGCCAAGGGUGUUCAAACAGCAGUGGAUAAUGCCUACCCUCACCAACUCGAAAAAUUCGUGUACGGGAAAUCCAUCUGGAGCCUUCGAAUCGUUCCCAUAUAUCGCCAGAAUGCUGGUCUCCGCUGCCUACUAAUGGAGUUGCAAGACGUGACGCAAGCUCAUCGGAAGCAACGGGAGCUUGAGGAACGCCUUCAUGUGAACGAGACGUUUCGCAUCUUGGUUGAAACAGUCAAAGACUACGCUAUUUUCAUGCUCGAUCCCCAAGGGAACGUCGCUACCUGGAAUGCCGGCGCCGAAGCUUUCAAAGGGUAUAAAAAGAGUGAGAUUAUAGGCAAGCACUUUUCCAACUUCUACAGCCAAGAAGAUCGCGACAAUGGUAAGCCUGCGCGAGAGUUGCGAGAUGCCUUGCGCGACGGUCGUGUCGAAGAUGAAGGCUGGAGAUACCGGAAGGACGGGACAAAGUUCUGGGCGAAUGUUGUCAUCACUCCGAUAAGGAAGAAUGACACUCUGCUCGGGUUCAGUAAAGUAACUCGCGAUUUGAGUGAGCGAAAGAAGGCUGAAUCGACCCUCAUUGCUGCCUAUGAGGAGGCUUCAAAGCUCAAAAGCGAAUUCUUAGCAAAUAUGAGUCACGAGAUUCGGACACCAAUGCAUGGGAUGCUGUCAGCACUGACUCUUCUGCUCGACACCAAGCUGAAUCCCGAACAGCUAGAGCUUGCCCGUGUGAUUCAAGAAUCAGGCGAUGUGCUGCUCUAGGUC
This is a messenger RNA of Periconia digitata, 1060 nucleotides long. NCBI's taxonomy places the organism in Eukaryota, Fungi, Ascomycota, Dothideomycetes, Pleosporales, Periconiaceae. The record is from the annotation of a GenBank genome assembly.